UAUGUCUGUCUCUGUCUGUCACAAUCUGGCCUUCUGUCUGUCAGACAGUCUCACAAAAUGGCCCAUCAAGAGCCCCGCUGAUUAAAUCAAGACUUCCAUAACAAUUCCCAUUAUCACCUGCGUCAUAUACAACAGAGACACAUCCCUGACUCAGGGCUUAUCGAUAUGACCAUCCCGGAGCGCAAGCUGUGCUCGUCGACGCCAGGGCCUCACCAUCCCCAUCUGUCUCGGCGUCCUCAUGAAUAUUCGGUGUCUGGGGUGAUGACGUCGGGCCCCUCCCGGUAAGGAGAGUUUUGUAACAGGGUCACGUUGCGCUGCGGCACUGAACGAACAGAGCUCCAAACAGCAGCAGUCCACCGUCUACUCUCCUCUACACCGAAGACGACACCUGCCCAUAACCUAUUUAACUAGAUAACUACAAUAUUAUCAGGAUGCCUCACCAGUACCCAGCUCUGACCACAGAGCAGAAGAAGGAGCUGCAGGAGAUAGCAGAGAGGAUCACGGCUCCGGGGAAAGGAAUCCUGGCUGCAGAUGAGUCUGCAGAUGAACGUGUCCAACGUGUCAGCAGCAUGGGUAAGCGUCUCAACCCCAUCGGGGUAGAGAACACAGAGGAGAACCGUCGUCUGUAUCGCCAGCUGCUAUUCACGGCUGAUGAGAGAAUGGAUGCUUGUAUUGGUGGAGUGAUCUUCUUCCACGAGACUCUCUACCAGAACGCUGAUGACGGGACCAACUUCUCCCAGCUCAUCAAGGACAGGGGGAUUGUAGUGGGCAUCAAGGUGGAUAAAGGUGUUGUCCCACUGGCCGGAACCGAUGGAGAGACCACAACCCAGGGUCUGGAUGGCCUGGCAGAGCGUUGUGCUCAGUAUAAGAAGGAUGGAGCAGACUUCACUAAGUGGCGUAGCGUCCUGAAGAUCAGCGACAACACCCCCUCAGAACUCGCCAUCAUGGAGAACGCCAACGUACUGGCACGCUACGCCAGCAUCUGUCAACAGAACGGCAUCGUUCCCAUCGUGGAGCCUGAGAUCCUUCCUGACGGAGACCAUGACCUGAAACGUUGUCAGUACAUCACUGAGAAGGUUCUGUCUGCAGUGUACAAGGCCCUAUCAGACCAUCAUGUCUAUCUGGAGGGGACCCUGCUGAAGCCCAACAUGGUGACUCCUGGACACUCCUGCCCCCAAAAAUACACUAACGAGGAGAUCGCCAUGGCUACGGUCACUGCCCUCCGCCGCACCGUACCCCCUGCCGUCACAGGUGUGACGUUCCUGUCAGGGGGCCAGUCAGAGGAGGAGGCCAGUAUUAACCUGAAUGCUAUCAACACCUGUCCUCUGGGUAAACCCUGGGCCUUGACCUUCUCCUAUGGUCGUGCCCUGCAGGCCUCAGCCCUCAACGCCUGGAGAGGAGAGAGAGACAACGAAAAGGCUGCUGCCGAGGAGUUCCUUAAACGGGCUGAGGUGAACGGUCUGGCUGCCCAGGGGAAGUAUGAGUCAACAGGAGACAGUGGAGCGGCUGGACAGUCUCUCUACGUGGCCAAUCACGCGUACUGAACAACCCAGGCCACGCCUACAUCACAACCCACCGCUGCAGCCCCUCCCCUCACCCACCAACCACAGACCUGCGUUGUCUACCGUAUUUUAGAAACAGCAUCGUUGUCGUGGCAACAUAACGAUGUGGUUAAUAUGAGUAUUAAUUAGUAUGGGGAGUUGAUGAUGAAGAAGAUGGUGAAGGGAGAGAGGGCGGUAUCAUGAAGAAGCUUUAUUAAGUCCCAAAUGGAAUCCUAUUCCUUAUAUAGACCUGGUCUAAAGUAGUGCACUAUAUAGGGAAUAGGGUGUAUAGACCUGGUCUGAAGUAGUGCACUAUAUAGGGAAUAGGGUGUAUAGACCUGGUCUAAAGUAGUGCACUAUAUAGGGAAUAGGGUGCCAUAGGGCUCUGGUCUAAAGUAGUGACCAACCAGAGAGAGGAUAACAUCAGAUAUGGACCAAUCAGAUACUAGAUUACAUCAAACAGUGACCAACCAGAGAGAAGAUAACAUCAGAUAGGGACCAAUCAGAUACUAGAUUACAUCAAACAGUGACCAACCAGAGAGAAGAUAACAUCAGAUAGGGACCAAUCAGAUACUAGAUUACAUCAAACAGUGACCAACCAGAGAGAAGAUAACAUCAGAUAGGGACCAAUCAGAUACUAGAUUACAUCUGACAGACACCAGGGUGUGACGUGUUGAGUUCCAGUUAGGAAUGAGUAAGAAGAGAGGGAUGAGAGAGGAGGGAGAAAGAGGACAAGGAGGAGAGAGAGAUAGGGAGAGAGAGAGAGGAGGGAGAGAGUGAGAGGAGGGAGAGUGAGAGACAGAGUGAGAGGAGGGAGAGUGAGGGAGGAGAGGGAGAGUGAGAGAAGAGAGGGAGAGUGAGAGAGGAGGGAGAAAGAGGACAAGGAGGAGAGAGAGUGAGAGGAGAGGGAGAGGGAGGGAGAGUGAGAGAGGAGGGAGAAAGAGGACAAGGAGGAGAGAGAGAUAGAGAGAGUGAGAGGAGGGAGAGGGAGGGAGAGUGAGAGAGGAGAGGGAGAGGAGGGAGAGCGAGAGAGAGAGAGAAGAGGGAGAGAAGAGGGAGAGAAAGAGGUACCAAUGUCAGCUAGAGACUGAACACAAAGGGUAGAAGGACAGACAGACAAACAGCUAACCACUGACCACCAAGUCUCAUCCUCUAACCUCUGUCUUUUUCUCACACACCUAACUAUCUAGCUAUCAAUCAGUCAAUCAAUCGAUCAAUAAACUACUGAUAAUAACUUUAUUACUUGCCAUCUAAAACAGUUGCUGGGAAUGGCCAGUGUGUUGUCUAGGACUACUGCACUUCUCUGAUUAUAAUAAUAGCUUUAAAGUACACAAUCAAUGUGUUAUUAUGUGUUGUGUUGUGAGAGCGACCUUGUAGUUAUUAUGUGAUGCUUCUGUGUCUUACUCACCCCCUUACCCCCACCGGUGGAACAGUCCGGAGGUGAGGGUGAAUCCUAUUGGCUGGUCUGGGUGGAGUGUGGGGUUUGUAGGGGGGGCCAGUAAGUCAGUCACGACUGUGUUGGAAUACUGUGACGUUUGUUGAUGUUCCUUUGUUUGUUUGUUGUUCUCUAAAGCGCUUGCUGUGAUGAAUAGUGGGGGAAAAAAUUAACAGAAAAUCUACAAUAAAUAUUACAAAAUAGUUAGAAACA
Molecule: messenger RNA, 3189 nt
Organism: Oncorhynchus masou masou (cherry salmon)
Lineage: Eukaryota; Metazoa; Chordata; Actinopteri; Salmoniformes; Salmonidae
Product: fructose-bisphosphate aldolase C-B
Exons: 9
Coding region: 432-1544 (370 amino acids)
Biological process (GO): fructose 1,6-bisphosphate metabolic process; glycolytic process
Cellular component (GO): cytosol
Molecular function (GO): fructose-bisphosphate aldolase activity
Source: RefSeq, a predicted model, not a curated record